AUGGUCAAAAUGGAGAAAGAAAAUAACCUCCAAGUUACGUUUUCUAAGAGAAAAAAUGGUGUAUUCAAAAAGGCUAGUGAGCUUUGCACACUUUGUGAUGCUCAUAUUGCUGUUAUUGUGUUUUCACCUAGUGGAAAAGCCUAUCUUUUUGGUCAUCCAAACGUGGAAUCUAUAAUAAAUCGAUUCGAAAACAAUGACCAUCCACCUCACAACCCACAACCCAACAUGCAGCUUGAUGAAAUCAAUCGAAACUCUCAGAUUCGAAAUCUGAACAACGAGCUUACUGAGGUGAUGAACAACCUAGAAUCAGAGCAAAAAACGAGUGAAGAGUUGAAGAAAUUAAGAAAAGAAUCCAAAAUACCUGAUAAUUGGUUGAAAGAAUCCAUUGAAGGACUUGAGUUAGGUCAAGCCAAAGAAUUCAAAGGUAAACUUGAAAAUUUGAAGAAACAAGUGACACAUCAAGCCUUUACUAUCUUCGCACCAAGACCUCACCAUCCAGGCUUAUAUGGGGGGAGCUCUAGUAAUGCUCCUUUUGGGGUUGAUGGUGGUAUUAAUAUCAACCCCAAUUUUAACCCGUUGAUCAAAGAAGAAUGGUGA
Eruca vesicaria subsp. sativa (arugula) is the source of this 597-nucleotide messenger RNA. Lineage: Eukaryota; Viridiplantae; Streptophyta; Magnoliopsida; Brassicales; Brassicaceae. The record is from the annotation of a GenBank genome assembly.